CAACACCACCCUUAAUUAAAUGAGAACGACUGAAUCAUUUGAAGUCAGUUCUUGCUCAGAACUCAGAACCACGAAAGGAAGGAUCCGAGACCAACUUCAGAUCCUUUUUCUUCUCACAAAAUCAACUUGCCACAAAGCAAAAACCAAACCAACCAACCAACACCUCAUCAGUCUAGCUAGUAGCACUACAAGCACAUCCUUACAAUCAUGUCUCCUGAACUUCGUCGCAUCUCCUCUUCUGUGUCCACUUGCUCUGAUCUCUCGGAUAUUUCGGACAUGGCCUCGUUGUCAUCUUCCACUUCGUCUCUGUCCACAGUAGCACGCCGCACACAACGCCGCGUCAGAGCCAUCACGCUGCAACCAGGCACUUCCUUUCACGACGCCUUUUUCGGUCAAGAUGAAUCUGCACGAACCAACUUUGAUCAAGCAACAGCAUGCGCUGAAAUCUGCACUCGAGAAAACUCACGUCGAGGACAACAAGAAACUUCCACCCGAUCUCUGGGGAGCACCACUAGUAUCCGUAGCAGCAGGAGCAGCAGAAGUAUCAAGGCAGGAAGACCCGCCCUUCCACGAUUUGGAGCUUUCUAAGCUAUUCAAUGAGCCAAGUCAAUCCAAUCAAGCAAUCAAGUGUUGAGCGCAGCAAGUGUGAUGGAUCUGUGCUCAUGACGCCAAUUUCAAGAUAUCUGGAAACAACCGAAAGAAUCCACUGCACAAAAGUGCAUCAUUCUCUUUAGCUACGUUCAGAUUCAUAGACAUACGUAAUAUUCAUAGAAAGGAAGACAGUGAACUAUU
Molecule: messenger RNA, 792 nt
Organism: Seminavis robusta
Lineage: Eukaryota; Bacillariophyta; Bacillariophyceae; Naviculales; Naviculaceae
Source: the annotation of a GenBank genome assembly